Colletotrichum navitas is the source of this 914-nucleotide messenger RNA. RefSeq lists its product as uncharacterized. NCBI's taxonomy places the organism in Eukaryota, Fungi, Ascomycota, Sordariomycetes, Glomerellales, Glomerellaceae. The record is from RefSeq and is a predicted model, not a curated record. Bases 151 to 651 code for a protein of 166 amino acids. The transcript has a single exon.
CGUCGGUGAGCUAAGCCAUCUUUGACGAAUGCUUGUCAGCUAAAUGCCCGCUUCACGUUGCGGAACACGGGUGAUGCGACAAUACUCCACACCACGGAACAUAGAUGCAUCGUUGAGAACCAUGGCUUGCCUGCUUGCGUCGAUAAUGCCAUGCCACAACGCGUCUUUCUCUUCACUCGACAAUUACGGCCAUUCCGAAGUAGCAUACUCCGUCCUUGCCUUGGGCUGCCGACGGCUGGCUUGCUUGGGCGUGUGCUAACAAAGUACCUUGAUGUGCUUUGCUCGCAAAGAUUACGUCCAUCCGACAUUCACCACCAACCAGCGUGGGGUAAGGGCAGGGUGCGCUGCAUCUGGCCCCAUUGGGAACCUGCUAAAGCUCACAACAGAUCACCGUCGCAGGGAACUUCAACGUUAGCUUGGCAUUGCACCGCAGUUUCUUUGGCUCGCCGCACGCACCGGUACGAUGCUAUUUGGCUACCAAAACGCCUUAGCUGGCAUUUGAAUCCACCAUUUUCCAAGCUGCAUUCCGGCAUCCAAUGUCUGUGGUUCUAUCGACGGCUCGCGCUCCCUUCCGGCGUUGUCCUCUCAGCAACCGUCUAUGCAAUGGACUCUACCGGGCCAAUGGACGCAAAACCUCGGCCUCUGUUAUGACACCAUGCAAGACGUCUAGCGCCAGCGACAGCGCUACCACAACCAUGGCCCUCUACACCCCUUGACUGCAUUUCAGGAGGACGAAUAAACCCGAAGUAAUGCCCGAAAUUACGUCCUUCCAUCGUCUUCCUCUCAACCAAGCAGCCUAGGGCGAAUGUGCGUGGCGGUGCAGGCACUUGCCGAUUGCCCGUACCUAGUAGUCACGGCUGCAGUGUUGCUCUAGACGAAUGCCCGCGUCGCUUGAUAUCCAACAAAUUACGGAU